AGUUUGUUGGCCCACCUAAAAAACAGCAAGAGGGAAAAAGGCAGUUUUGUUUAAAAUUUCAUUGCUCCUUUUCUCUCUUUGUAAAUGCCUGCGAGCUAUAGCCUACGGUGGUAGAAUAACGCAGUAAUAAAUUCAUCAGUUCUCGACUCUUAAAACCAGCGGCAGGUCUCUUUCGGCGAAGGACCGGACACCUCCAGCGCGUGUUAUUUUUCCUGUGCGGACUGGGGUUCAGGCUGUACCUUUCUCCACACUUCCUCUUAUUCAAAAGGCCGUCACAAAAACGAACACAAUGCACCCUAUCUAAAUACUCAAAGGCGAGGCCUUAGCGCAGGCUGCAUUAUUUACGCCAACAGGUGGAUGGAACGAUGCCCUGUUCCGAGCUGUUCCCUUUGGGAGGGUCACACACCGGGCCCUCGCUCACCAGCUGUGAAUAUUUCAUUCGACAGACGGAGGAGGAUGUCGCGAUGCCAGACAGAAGUGCAAGCCCUGGCCGGCGAGGAGGAAGGAUGUGUACCAGCAGCAGUCCCGAUGACCCCAACUGCACAGCUGAUCUUGGAGCGCACUUCUACGCGGAGCUGUCAUCACACGGCAUUUUAAGGCCGCUGCUGGCCCCUGUGGAAGGCAUGGCGAUGACAGAAGAAGGGACACGCAACUUCGUCGCCCCGAAGGGAGCCUCCUCCAUCGUCAAGCAUUACCUGAGGGAGUCAGGAGCUGAGGUGCACUUCUGUCGCCAAGUCACCCAUGUCCAGCGGAAGGGGCCAGGCUGGGAGGUGUGCGUGGAGGGUGGGCAGGCAGAGAGCUUUGAUGCCGUGGUCCUCACAGUACCUGUCCCUCAGAUCCUCCAGCUGCGAGGCGACGUGCCGUCCUUGAUUGAGGGGAGUCUGCGACAGAAGCUCGAAGCAGUGAGCUACUCCUCCCGCUACGCCCUGGGACUCUUCUACAAGGCUGGCACCCAAAUCAACGUCCCGUGGGCCAUGAAGUACUUCGAGGGCGAUUCCUGUAUCCGCUUCAUCUCCGUCGAUGACAGAAAGCGUGAUAUGGGGUCCCCGAGCAGUGGGCCAUCCCUCGUGGUUCACACCUGCGUAACUUUCGGCCUGAACCACCUGGAGAUGGCCGAGGGGGAGGUGAAGACACUCAUCAUGGCUGAGCUGCAGAAGAUCCUGCCCUGCCUUCCGGAGCCAACCAGCGUUGAGGUCCGAAGAUGGAGGUACUCACAGGUGGUGAACGUGGUGGACGGCAGUCUGGGGCAGAUCACUCUUCACCUGAGUCCCUUACUGGUGUGUGGGGGCGACGGAUUCACAAACUCCAACUUCGAUGGCUGUAUCGAGUCAGCACUGAAAGUUGUUGAGAUUCUGAAGUCCUCACUUUGAAGAUUGGGGGGUUCAAUCUGGAGGGGGGGGGUGGGCAUACUCAUGGAUGAAAAGUGGUACAAGUCACCAGGAUAUCUGUCCUGGGAGGGUCAUUUGGUUCUUGCUGGGUCUGGAUGUCGGAAAAGGACGAGAUCUUCAUGAAACAUGACUUUGACGUUAGGGUCAUUGUCGUCAACCUCGCAGUGACACUUUCACCCUUUCCUGCAGUUCCUGCACAUGUGUCUUGAUGUUUCUUCAUGCUUGGAACAUGUUUGAAAGUCUCCAUUACAUACUGCAGCAUGCGUCACCAUGAGGAGGGGGUGUGGAUUUGUCAGGGAACCCCAGUUGGUGUCAGGGUGCAUUAGUGCUUAAGGCCUGCCAAUGAUUAGGUGAGUGUUCUCUAUGUCUCUAUCACACACAACCCAAAAAAUGAUAUGAGAGUUGGGAGUUCCUUCUACAGCGGGAAGUAGGUUCCCAUUUCAGUGGCAUCCCAUCCAAGGUGUCCCCAGCCCGUGCCCUGUGAUGGACCGGCAUCCCAUCCAGGACGUCCUUUUAUAAACAAAUAAAAUAAUCUGACUGUG
Brienomyrus brachyistius is the source of this 1930-nucleotide messenger RNA. It is a transcript of the gene rnls, whose product is annotated as renalase, FAD-dependent amine oxidase. The record is from RefSeq and is a predicted model, not a curated record. Gene Ontology annotation, molecular function: oxidoreductase activity, acting on NAD(P)H. The transcript is spliced from 7 exons. Bases 366 to 1370 code for a protein of 334 amino acids. Gene Ontology annotation, cellular component: extracellular region. NCBI's taxonomy places the organism in Eukaryota, Metazoa, Chordata, Actinopteri, Osteoglossiformes, Mormyridae.